AUGAUCACCAUGACCCAGGAGUGUUUCUCAAGCCCCCUGGCAGGGGGUUCUCCCAUAAUAUCCCUCUUAAGAUCACAAAGACCCAACCCCACCUUCCUGGAGGAUGACACCAACUCCCACAACAACUCAUCCUCUGAUCUUCUAGGCCUGAUCAUUACUUUGAAAACCAUGAGGCUUCUUGCAAGGGCAGCUGGCUGGCACAGUAGCCAAGUGUUGCUCUGUCUUGAGCAGCCCAGGAGGGCUUCUGUCCUGACAUGCACUGCUCUUAGCAAAGGGGAGCCUCGGUCUCGGAGGCCAUGCUCCCCAGAAGCUAGCGGUAGGGCCUGGUAG
Molecule: messenger RNA, 330 nt
Organism: Rangifer tarandus platyrhynchus (Svalbard reindeer)
Lineage: Eukaryota; Metazoa; Chordata; Mammalia; Artiodactyla; Cervidae
Source: the annotation of a GenBank genome assembly